AGUAUUUAUCCAUGGUGCCUGUGGCCUGAGUCUGAGAAGUUUCAGAAUGUCUUCACUUCUGUAAGAAGAAUGUAAAAGAUCUAUUUUCAGGACCUUACUCUGUGUCAUACUGUUGUCUGCUCUGGGAAAGAUGGUGGGUUUCCUGGACUUCUCUCUGCUAAGAGACUUCUUCUCUCUCCUACUUCUCCAGGUGUCCAUGUGGGGCUCAGAUUCAUUCUUGGUUAUCAGCCCCUCAGAGCCAAUUAUAGCCAUGCUGGGCAUGGACACAGUGCUGCCCUGUCUCGUGUCCCCGGCCAUGAGUGCAGAGAAUAUGGAGCUGCGGUGGUUCCGUUCUGAAUUCUCAGAGGCUGUGUAUGUAUAUCAGGAUGGAAUGGAGCAGGUGGGAGAACAGCUGGUAGAUUUCAAAGGGAGAGCAGAGUUGGUGAAAGAUUACAUCACUGAGGGAAGAGUAUCUGUGAGAAUCUACAGUCUCCGGAUCUCGGACAGUGGAAUAUACAAGUGUUUUUUUAAAAAAGGCAGUGAAUUUCAAGAAGCCACUUUGGAGCUGAAGGUGAUCGGUCUGGGUUCUGGUCCUCAUGUUUUCAUGGUAGGUCCAGAAGGUACAGGAAUAAGACUGACAUGCACAGGCAAGAGGUGGUUUCCCCAGCCUGAGGUGCAAUGGAAAGAUGCAAUGGGAGAGAAGAUACCAUCUCUUUCUGAGGUUGAGACCCAGGAUGACGAUGGGUUAUUUCAAAUAGAGGCAUCCCUCAUUGUAAGAGACAGUUCAAAGAGAGAAGUGUCCUGCUCCAUGAAGAACCCCUUCUUUGGACAAGAGCAGGUGGAAACCAUUUCUAUCCCAGAAUCCUUCUUCCCUAGGACCUCUCCUUGGAUGACGGCAUUUGCUGUGACUUUUAUCAUACUUGGGAUAUUCCUGGGUGCUGUUGUGUUUUUGGCCUGGAAAGAACGACAGGAGAAGAAGAGAACACAGGAAGCCCAGACAGAAAAAGAGAAAGAAAGUAAAGACAAAGAAUCACUUGAGAAAGAGCUUGGGAGAAGAAAGCAAUUAUAUCAACAAGACUGGAGAAAAGCAAAGUUAUAUGCUGACUGGAGAAAAGAACAGUUUGAAGCAGUUGCUGUUACUCUGGAUCCAGACACAGCUCAUCACAACCUCAUCCUAUCUGAGAAUAGAAAACAAGUUUCUCUAAUGGGAAAUGCUCCUCAGAAUUGUGAUGCUUCAGUACGCCAAGGACAAGGGGAAUCUGAAACCAUCUUCAGUGUUCUGGGUCAGAAUUGCUUCACCACAGGGAGACAUUACUGGGAGAUAGAAGUCAAUAUAGGCACAGAAGUUGGACUUGAACCUAGAUGGGCUGUGGGUGUUUGCUCAGAUACAGCGGAGAGAGAUGGGUGGUUUGUAGAAAGUCCAGAGAAGAAUUUCUGGGUGAUAGCAUAUAACAAAGGAGUUCUCAUCUCCCGCCCAGAGUCUCUGUCACUGAGACAGCAUCCUCAAAGGAUAGGAGUUUUCCUGGACUUGGAGGAUAAGGAUGUGUCCUUUUACAACAUGGUUGAUGGAUCCCACAUCUAUUCCUUUACUGGAAUCACCUUCUAUGGGACCCUCCGUCCUUAUUUAAGCCUUCAGAGUGCUGGCACAUAUGUGACCAUCUGCUCAGCUUCAGAUGACACUGAAAAUUACCCUGAGUCUUCUCCAAAGACUCAUUUAAAGAGUCGUGAUAUGGGUGUUGCCCAAGAAGCUAAUCCUCUAUUACCUUCAUAAGAGGUGAAAUGUCAGCACUUCUGCUGUCUC
Messenger RNA from Prionailurus viverrinus (fishing cat), 1780 nucleotides. Its product is annotated as butyrophilin subfamily 1 member A1-like. The transcript is spliced from 10 exons. Gene Ontology annotation, biological process: T cell receptor signaling pathway; regulation of cytokine production. The record is from RefSeq and is a predicted model, not a curated record. Gene Ontology annotation, cellular component: external side of plasma membrane. Gene Ontology annotation, molecular function: signaling receptor binding. NCBI's taxonomy places the organism in Eukaryota, Metazoa, Chordata, Mammalia, Carnivora, Felidae. Bases 131 to 1750 code for a protein of 539 amino acids.